Molecule: messenger RNA, 3102 nt
Organism: Lampris incognitus (smalleye Pacific opah)
Lineage: Eukaryota; Metazoa; Chordata; Actinopteri; Lampriformes; Lampridae
Gene: dcaf15
Product: DDB1 and CUL4 associated factor 15
Exons: 13
Coding region: 1-1905 (634 amino acids)
Biological process (GO): protein ubiquitination
Cellular component (GO): Cul4-RING E3 ubiquitin ligase complex
Source: RefSeq, a predicted model, not a curated record
AUGGCGCCCAGCUCGAAAUCAGAGAAGGACGACAACAAACUGAAAUCUACUAGAAAACACAAAGACCAUGUCGUCAAGCUCCUCACACGUGGAAAGCUGUCAGGUCAGUUUUCCCAACGCCUCUUCAGGAAACUACCACCCCGUGUAUGUGUCCCUUUGAAGAACAUCGUCAGUGAGGAGUUCCUCAGAGCAGGACACAUAUUUCUUGGCUUCACCAAAUGUGGACGCUAUGUCCUUUCCUACACAAGUGAUUGUGGUGAAGAUGAUGACUUCUCUUUCUAUACGUACCAUCUCUAUUGGUGGGAAUUCAACCUGCACAGCCGACUGAAACAGGUCCAUCAUGUGCGACUAUUUGCUGGAGAGGAAAUCUACAGUGACCUCUACCUUACUGUGUGCGAGUGGCCUAAUGACCACUCAAAAAUCGUCAUUUUUGGCUUCAAUACACGCAGUUCCAGCUCAGUUCUGAUGAACCUGAUGAUGAGUGAUGAAAACAACAGAGACAUCUAUAUCACGAUCGCGUCCAUGCCUCCUCCAAAACCUUGUUCUCACUGCUGUCCAGUUCCUUCAGCCACCACUGUACGCACAGGUGGUGAUUGUCUUGAACAUGGCUAUGUACUCAACAGCAGGUACCAGGUAGUGUACCCCUUCCCUACCUUCCAGCCAGCCUUCCAGCUGAAAAAGGACCAGGUCAUCCUACUAAAUACUAGCUACUCAUUGGUGGCUUGUGGUAUCUCUCUUUGCCAAGCAGGUGAGCAGGGUCAGUCGUCUCAGAUCCUUUACACAAAGAAAGCAGCGCCCCCAUCAUGCCAAACGUAUGCAUUUCCCUCUACCCCUCCCUCAUCCUCUUCAUCCACACUACAUCAGGAAUCCCCUGAAAGCAAGCAGCCGUCCGACAGAACCAACCCUUCGCCCUUAUCUCCUGGGCAGUUACAGGCGGCUGUGCGAGCCAGGGAGUUUGCCGCAGACCUCUUCAGGCGGGCCCAGGGAGUAGGGAGAGAGAACGAGGCAGAUCGAGAUGGGAGAAGAGCGGACAGCAUGCAAAAGGAGGUGACACAAAUUGCAGGGAUUAAAGGGGCCAGUAUUGUGGCUCUGAAAGAAGAUGAUAGUCGGACUAGUUUACCUCAGCCCUCCACAUCAGGAGAGAACCACAGUUUACUGCAGCACACAGAACAGGUGAUGUCACCUGCCUCUGUCUCCUCAUCGUCAUCCCCUGCGACCCCGCCCUCAACCUCAUCUCAGGAGUCAGGCCCAACAGAGCCAGGAUACCUUAACUACACAUGCCUGUACUACCGCCUCCAACAGCCUGGGGCAACAGAGCAAGCUGGUGGAGCUUAUGAAGAUGAUAAAGUCCAGUUGCCAUUUACUGUCACUGAUCUGAAAGGACGGAACCUACAGCUGGUCACUGGGCCGUACAAUGGACAGAGUGUGUGCGUGGAGCAGUUGACUUUGGACUUUGAGUAUCUUAUAAAUGAGGUAAUCAGAAGUGAUGUUGCCUGGGCCUCUCAGUUCUGCUCGUUCAGCGACUACGAUGUCGUCAUACUGGAGGUUUGUCCAGAGACCAACAUUGUGAUGAUCAACAUUGGCCUGCUCUUACUGGCCUUUUCCAACUCCGAAGAGGAGCACUGCCGGCCCAACACUUACCAUUCCAACCUGCAGGUCAGCUGGGACCUCAACACAGGUGUGUGCUGUACUGUUGGUGUCGGUGACCUCACAGAAGUCAAGGGUCAGACUAGUGGAAGUGUGUGGAGCUCUUACAGGAAGUCCUGUGUGAACACAGUGAUGAAAUGGCUGGUUCCCGAGAGCAGCUCGCGCUACAUCAAUCGAAUGACAAAUGAAGCUUUGCACAAAGGCUCCUCACUACAAGUAUUAGCGGACAGUGACCGAUGCACCUGGAUUGUAUUAUGAAGAAGAGUGAAGGGACGCACAUGCUUGUGAUGGUGGGCCACACGUGUCAGACACAGAAGGAGCGACUUCCAUACAUACAUGUUGACACUGCCUUAGUGCAGAGCAUAAACUCAUCUCAAGCCAAACAUCUCACGAUGUUCAGUGAUUUCACAUUGACUUGUAGAAGGUACACCUGGUAGGUUCCAACUGAGCUACAACCGUUGUGGGUGGAAUACUGUAAAAAGGAGUUUUAAGGGGGACUCUGUGAUUUUGUUUGUCUUAUUUUUUUGUAAUUGUGUACUGUAUUCUGGUCUUGCAAACAUCAACCAAGACCUGUACUGAACAAAGAUUAAGUGUAAGUUUGGUUUUAUCUGCAAAGUGUGCUGUUGUCUGGUGAGUGCAUCUCCUGUGUAAUUGUAUGCAAAAUCUGCACUUGUGUAUUCACAUUUUCAUCUGCUGAAAGGGCAUCUGUGUGUAUGGGUGUUCAUAUGUGUCCAACAUGUAUGGUAAAAGUUAUGGUCUAGUCGCCUCAGAUUCUGCUGCCCCUGGACGUGAAAUUCUGUCAUCAGAUAUGGGCCAGCUCAGUCCAGUAUUGUCAUUUCUUCAUGGUAUUUUUCAAAAUGAUACAAAGUGAACCCUGCUAUGUCCUUUUUUUGGUAUUUUUCAAAAUGAUAAAAAUUUAACCCUGCUAUGUGAUUUUUUUUUCUUAGAAUAGAAUAGAAUACUCUUUAUUAGUCACUUUGUACAUGCAUACAAAUGAAAUUUACUGUCUGCAUUUGACCCAUCCUGUUUAGCUAGGAGCAGUGGGCAGCCACCGUGCAGCACCCGAGGACCAACUCCAGUUAUUCCUAUUGCCUUGGUCAGGGGCACAGACAGGAGUAUUAACCCUAACAUACAUGUCUUUUUUUGAUGGUGGGAGGAAACCGGAGUGCCCAGAGGAAACCGACGUAGACAAGGGGAGAACAUGCAAACUCCACACAGAAAGGACCUGGGACAGCCUGGGGUUUGAACCCAGGCCCUUCUUGCUGUGAGGCAACAGUGCUAACCACUGGGCCACCCAGUUGAUACAUGAUAGUUGAUAGCUGAUACAUGUUUUUGUAAAAGAGCAGUGAAUUCAAGGAGUUACCUGCUUAGUCAACAUUAUCCUUUAUGGUCAUCAGGAUGAAGGGAGACGGUCAUAUUGGGAUAUUUUUUUUAUAAAAUAAAAAUUUCAGAGUU